Messenger RNA from Pygocentrus nattereri (red-bellied piranha), 2255 nucleotides. RefSeq names its product HEPACAM family member 2 (gene hepacam2). Bases 434 to 1789 code for a protein of 451 amino acids. The record is from RefSeq and is a predicted model, not a curated record. The transcript has 9 exons. NCBI's taxonomy places the organism in Eukaryota, Metazoa, Chordata, Actinopteri, Characiformes, Serrasalmidae.
AGCCGAGUGUUGACCGAAAUGGUCUGAUGGGAAUUCCUGGUCAUGUUCUUGAGUGCUGUGGGUGCGGGUGAAAUUUAGCAUAUCCUUGUGUACAUUGUAGUUGUCUGGAGCUGGUGUAGACUUAGUUCUCUGUGUGCAAUCCUGUCUACCCAAUGGGCGUAUUGGAGUGUUACAUUCCCCUCACAAAUGGGUGUAUUUUUUUUUUCUCUGUGAUCUGAUACCUCGUACUUGAGCCCUGUAUGUCUCUGUCAGCCUUUUCAUAGAGCUUCAUGUGGCCCUGGAGGAGGUGGUGGCCUGUCUGAGCCUCUGCCAGGUGUAUACUGUCCUCCUGCUGUCCCGUGGGAGGGGCCUUAUUUCCCUGGCAAAUGCUGUUCCCCUAGUUCCCCUUUUUCUUGUCACAAGUCAUAGAGCUUCUGGAACAUAGCAAGCAGAAAUGGAAUCGUUUGGAAUUGCUGUGUCUCUGCUCUUAUGUGUCAUGAUUCAAAUGUCAGGUGCUAACACAGAACUCAUUUCGGUGCCUCUUGUCAUGCAUGGAACCAAAGGGAAGUCUCUCCACAUCCCUGUGGAGACUCAUUUUGGGAUGAAUCAGGUGGAGUUCCAAGGCACCUGGUCCCAGAUCAGCCCCAAAGAAAACCACCUGGUGACCUUCGAGAACAGCAAAGCGAUCCCUAACCUGCAACUGAAGGACACACUGAUUUUCAACCUUACUAGCAUCUCUCUGACCUUUAAGCAACUGGACGAGGCAGCUGAAGGAGAGUACCAACUGCAAAUCAACAUCAUCUUCCCAGGCCAAGACAAGUUGGAAUCCGUUAUAAAGACCGUGAGCAUUACUGUGAAUGUGCCUCUUUCCACCCCUGUUAUGAAGAAGAGCUCAGAGGGCACGCUUGUGGAAGACCAAGAUAAUGUUACACUGACCUGCAUUGUGGAGAAUGGAGCCAAGGCUAAGUAUCAGUGGCUUAAAAAUGGCAAAAUGGUCAGUCUGAGUGAGCGUCACAUAUUCUCCCAGAACAACACCACCCUCUUCAUCAACCCAGUGAAGAAGGAGGACAUUGGCAUGUAUAGCUGUGCGGUUGCAAACCCCAUCAGCCACGCACGGAGCAAAGUCAUGGAGCUCAGCGUGUUCUAUGGCCCUUACAAUCUGGAAGUGAACUCAGAUCAGGGGUUGAGAAUUGGAGAAGUGUUCACUGUUAAUCAAGGAGAGCUGAUCUUCUUUGACUGCUUGGCUGACUCGAACCCCCCCAACACCUGUGUGUGGAUCUCCAGGACUGACAACGGCACAGAAGUCCUCAUGACUGGCCCUCGCUUUGAGGUUCCGCCACACAAGUUAGCUCAACCCACAAAGUUCUUGUGCCGGGCCUUCAACAACAUGACGAAGAAGCAGGAUGAAGCUCACUUCACACUGGUGGUGGCCAAUCUUGGCAAAGGUAGUGAAAAGCUGCAGGGGGAAAGUGCAGUGUCUCCUUUAGCUGCCAUCACCAUCUCCUCACUCCUCAUUAUCCUGUGCAUGCUGUUUGUGCUCUUCAGGAAGACAUGCCAUCCUAAAAGAGUGUUGAUGAAAAUUUAUAACAGGCCUAUGCCAGAGCAAAAAGGACUGCAUCGCUCAGGUCAUGAGGACGCUACUGAAGACUUUGGCAUCUACGAGUUUGUCUCCAUACCUGGGAAAAUGGAGUCUAACCAUGCAUCGUGCAGAUCUCUGGCACGGCUUGACUCUGUCAAAGAUUUGCAUACCACCAUCUAUGAUGUCAUCAGACAUGUUCCUGAAACUCCCACGCUCAGUCUACUGAAGUGAGAAGGUUUAACACACACGGGCUGGACUCAGUAGUGUUCCUACAGAAAAGUUAUGAAAGCCGUUUCUCCUGUGGGCAUGCUGGUUAAUGCCAUCACCUCUUUAUUUCCUCAUAAAGUCACUUGAAUUUAUUUAUGCUCAUUAGCAUUUGAUGAAGACCCUUAACUCUGACAAAAUCCCAAUCUUUUUCUGUCUAGCUGAUACAGAAUACUGGUAUUUAUUUAUUUCACAAGGGUCCUCACAGUUCUGUAUAUAGAAUAUGUUCAUUAUGUUGUGGUUAUUCUCUUGUCAAAGGCUUUACACACUUGCAACAGCACUGACAUUCAGCUUCAGUGGUAUUAGUAAUGACUGCGUGGAAUAAAAGAUUGAUCAUGUGAUUCCAAAAUUUGAAUAUACAAGACUCUGCAAAAGUCAGAGACCACCCUAAAUUUAUUUAAUUUAUCAGCAUCAGGAAAAACAGAAAAAAAUG